Messenger RNA from Erinaceus europaeus (western European hedgehog), 4157 nucleotides. RefSeq names its product reticulon 4 (gene RTN4). Bases 125 to 3652 code for a protein of 1175 amino acids. Lineage: Eukaryota; Metazoa; Chordata; Mammalia; Eulipotyphla; Erinaceidae. The transcript has 9 exons. Gene Ontology annotation, cellular component: postsynaptic density; neuron projection. Gene Ontology annotation, biological process: endoplasmic reticulum tubular network formation; brain development; neuron differentiation. The record is from RefSeq and is a predicted model, not a curated record.
GCUGCAGAUCCUCCGGCUCGCUCGGCCCCGAUCCUCCGAGUGCGCCGCCACCUCCUACAGCCGCCCGCAUCCCCGAGCGGCGUUCCCUGCGGCCGCGGCAGCUGCAGCAUCCUCGCCCGCCGCCAUGGAAGACAUGUACCAGUCGUCCUUGGUCUCCUCGUCGGCCGACAGCCCGCCCGGGCCCGAGCCCCCGUUUAAGUAUCAGUUCGUGAAGGAGCCGGAGGACGACGACGAGGAGGAGGACGAGGAAGACGAAGAAGAAGACGAGGAUCUGGAAGAGCUGGAGGUGCUGGAGAGGAAGCCCGCCACGCUGUCGGCCUCGCCCCUGCUGGACUUGGGCCACGACUCGGUCCCCCCGGCGCCCCGGGGACCUCUGCCGACCGCGCCCCCCGCCGGCCCAGAGCGGCCGCCCGCCUGGGACCCGAGCCCCGUGUCGGCGCUGCCCGGGGACGACGAACCUCCGAGCCGCCCGCCGCCGCCGCCCCCCGCCGGCCCCUCCGGUCCUGCCAGGACGCCGCCCGCACCGGUGCAGGUCCCGGCCCCCGCCCCCGGCCCGGGCCCCGCCGCACCCCCGUCCACACCGGCCGCGCCCAGGCGCCGGGGCUCGUCGGGCUCCGCGGAUGAGACACUUUUUGCUCUUCCUGCUGCAUCUGAGCCUGUGAUACACUCCUCUGCAGAAAAAAAUAUGGACUUGAAGGAGCAGCCAGGUAACGCUGUUUCCACUGGGCAAGAGGAUUUCCCAUCUGUCCUGCUUGAAACUGCUGCUUCUCUUCCUUCUCUGUCUCCCUUCUCAGCUGCUACUUUUAAAGAACAAGAAUACCUUGGUAAUCUGUCAGCAGUAUUGCCCUCCAAAGGGUCACUUGAAGAAACUUCAGAUGAAGCUUCUAAAGAGCUCUCAAAGAAGGCUACAAAUCCAUUUGUAGACAGAGAUUUAACCAAAUAUUCAGAGUUGGAAUACUCAGAAAUGGGAUCGGCACCCAGUGACUUUCCCAAAGCUGAAUCUGCUAGAGUAGUAGCACACCCUAGGGAAGACACCCUGGGGAAGAGCAAAGAUGGAGAAGAGGAUUUAGUUCCUAGUAACAUCUUUCAUAGUCAGCAAGCAUUACCUGGAGCCCUUGCUAAAUCUGUUAAAGAAGAGGACAAGGUUAUUUCUCUGGAGAAAACAAUGGAGGGUUUGAAUGUGAAGGGAGGUGCAGCCGAGAUUCCUAUGAGGGAGGAGUAUGCAGACUUCAAACCGUUUGAGCAGGUCUGGGAAGUAAGAGGUUCUUAUAAGGAAGCUGGCGAUGUGUUGGCUGCCGAAGGUAAAGUAGAGAGUAAAUCGGGAAAUCAAAUGGCUAAGAACUAUUUCACAGAUAGCCUUGAACAAGCUGAUCAUGAAAAAGACAGUGAAAGCAGUAAUGAGGACACUUCUUUCCCCAGUACACCAGAAGCUGCGAACACUGGUUCAGGGGCGUAUAUCACAUGUGCUCCUCUGAGCCCAGCGGCAGCAGAAAGUGCCCCAACAAAUACUUCUCCUUUGUUGGAAGACCGUGCUUCUGAAAAUAAGACCGACGAGAAGAAGAUAGAAGAAAAACAAGCCCAGAUUGUAACGGAGAAGAACACUGGCACCAAAGCAUCAAAUCCAUCUCUGGUGUCAACACAGGACUCUGAGACAGAUUAUGUCACAACAGAGAGUUUAUCAAAGGUGGCUGAGGAAGAAGUGACAGGCAUGCCUGAAGGUCUGACUCCAGAUUUAGUCCAGGAAGCAUGCGAAAGUGAGUUGAAUGAGGUGACAGGUGCAAAGAGUGCUUUUGAAACAAAGAUGGACUUGGUUCAAACAUCCGAGGCCCUGCAGGAGUCACUGUACCCUGUCACACAGCUCUGCCCCUCAUUUGAGGAAGCUGAAGCUACUCCUUCCCCAGUUUUGCCUGACAUCGUAAUGGAAGCACCAUUGAACUCUACAGUUCCUGGUGCUGGGGCUUCUGUGGUACAGCCCAGUGCAUCACCAGGGGAAGCUCCUCCUCUAGCUAGCUAUGAAGGCCUGAAACUUGAGCCCGAAAACCCCCCACCAUAUGAAGAGGCCAUGAACGUAUCACUCAAAAAUGUGUCAGGAGCAAAAGAAGCAAAAGAGGCAGGAAGUAGGAAUGCAGCUGUUCAAGAGACAGAAGCUCCUUAUAUCUCAAUCACAUGCGAUUUAAUUAAAGAAACAAAGCUCUCCACCGAAGCAACUCCAGAUCUCUCUGAUUAUUCUGAAAUAAAGGUCGAACAGCCCACACCUGACCAUUUGGAGCUAGUCGAAGAUUCCUCCCCUGAUUCUGAACCAGUUGAUUUAUUUAGUGAUGAUUCCAUAGCUGAAAUCCCACAGAAGCAAGAUGAAACCAUGACGCCUGGGGACGGAAAUCUCAUGGAAAGGUCACCCGAGUUAAUGAUGAAACACGAAAAUAAGGCAAACCGCGGGGCUUUACCACCACCCGAGACAGGAAAGCCAUAUUUGGAAUCUUUCCAGCCCAAUUUAGAUGGUACAGAAGAUAGCUUACUAGCUGACAGAGUCUCAGCUUUAAACCUCAAAGAGAAAAUCCGUUUGCAGACGGAGGAGCUCAACACGAUGGCUUACUCAGCCGAUGACUUUUUUGGCUCCAAGGAAGCAAAAAUAAGAGAGAGCGAGACACUUUCAGAUUCAUCUCCAAUUGAGAUAAUAGACGAGUACCCUCCAUUUGUCACUUCUAAGACUGAUUCCCCCCCACAACUAGACAGGGAGUACACUGACCUAGAAGUAGUUCAGAAAAGUGAAAUUGCUCACGUCCAGGAUGGAGUCAAGUCACUGCCUUGUUCAGAGUUGCCCCAUGACCUUUCUUUCAAGAGCGCACAAGCUAAAGUCGAAGAUACAGCUCAUGUCUCUGAUGACUCCUCCAAAGACAAGCCUGCGACUGAAGCGGUGUCCUUUCUGCUGCCAGAUGUUCCUGUGUUGCCCACUCAGACAGAGAUAGGCAGUACAGUUAAACCCAGAGUUACUGUGAAAGAAGCUGAGAAAAAUCUUCCUACUGACACAGAGAAAGAGAACAGAGCACCAUCUGCUAUAUUUUCAGCAGAGCUGAGUAAAACUUCAGUUGUUGACCUCCUCUACUGGAGAGACAUUAAGAAGACUGGAGUGGUGUUUGGUGCCAGUUUAUUCCUGCUGCUUUCACUGACAGUAUUCAGCAUUGUGAGUGUAACGGCCUACAUUGCCUUGGCUCUCCUCUCUGUGACUAUCAGCUUUAGGAUAUAUAAGGGUGUGAUCCAGGCUAUCCAGAAAUCAGAUGAAGGCCACCCAUUCAGAGCAUAUCUGGAGUCAGAAGUGGCUAUAUCUGAGGAGCUGGUUCAGAAAUACAGCAGUUCUGCUCUUGGUCAUGUGAACUGCACAAUAAAAGAACUCAGACGUCUCUUCUUAGUUGAUGAUUUAGUUGAUUCUCUGAAGUUUGCAGUGUUGAUGUGGGUAUUUACCUAUGUUGGUGCCUUGUUCAAUGGUCUGACACUACUGAUUUUGGCUUUGAUUUCACUCUUCAGUGUUCCUGUUAUUUAUGAGCGGCAUCAGGCCCAGAUAGAUCAUUAUCUAGGACUGGUAAAUAAGAAUGUUAAAGAUGCCAUGACUAAAAUCCAAGCAAAAAUCCCUGGAUUAAAGCGUAAAGCUGAAUGAAAAGCCUGAACUGAGUAACCAUAGUUGAUUUUUAAAGGGGGGGAGGGGUGUUCAUUUGAUUAUGCGGGGGUGGGGCGGAUGGAGCCUGGACAUUGCAGUUUCACAGAUCUUUAUUUUUAGUGAUGCAGUGUCUGAACUGCCAUGUUCACCAUCUGAAGUAUUGUAAGCUGCUAUGUGUGGAUCUAAACUGUAAUCACAUCUGUUUUUCCCAUAUGAGGCACUGGUAAAGAUCUGACAAAGCUGUAUCAUACUUUGUUGCAGGUAGUCUUGCUGUAUUUGGGGACUUAAGAUUUAAAAAAAAAAUCCUUUUCACAGUUUGUGCACUGUGUCUGGUCUGUGUAGAAUGAUGCAGUUUUUUUUUUAAAUAUUUAGAUGAGAUCAUACCAGUAAGGCAGAAAGAGGCUUGCCUUUCUGGUAUCUUCUAGGUGUAUUGUGAAUUUUACUGUUAUAUUAAUUGCCAAUAUAAGUAAAUAUAGAUAUAUAUAUAUAAUCUAUAUAUAGUGUU